Messenger RNA from Ctenocephalides felis (cat flea), 995 nucleotides. RefSeq lists its product as uncharacterized. The record is from RefSeq and is a predicted model, not a curated record. Bases 123 to 752 code for a protein of 209 amino acids. Lineage: Eukaryota; Metazoa; Arthropoda; Insecta; Siphonaptera; Pulicidae. The transcript has 3 exons.
GUCGUAAUAGCUACGAGUAGUUGAAAUCGAAUAGUCCUUCGCCUUGGUUGUGUGAAGUGCGUAUUAUUUAUUUAUAUUUGAAAUAUUUGCACGUGGGAAAUAAAGAAAAAUCGUUCAUUAAAAUGUUUGGCGGAAUUGGAGCAUCACUAAAGAACAUCGGGGCUAAAGCCGAAAAUCUUUUUGAAAAGAAGAAGAAGGAAGCGGAAGAAUUGGCAGCAGAAAAGAAAAGGGCGGCAGAAGAACUAAUCGCCGAGCAGGCUCGUAAAACCGCUGAAACAUUUAAUCAAACGAAAUCGGAACUUGAAACAAAAGCAGCCGAAACUGCUAACGAUGCCAAGAAGACUGCGAUUGAUGCCUUUGAUGAAGAGUUUUCUAAAGCAGAAAAGGCUAUCGAUGGCAAAGUUCAAGAUGUUACAAAUGCAGCCGAUGCCAAAUUAAAACAAGCAGGAGAGACACUGGAUGGUACAUUGAAAAAUGUCGGACAAGCAAUGGACAGUACAGUUGAUCAAACUACUGGCUUCGUCGAUAAUACGUUGAAACAAGCCGAAAGCGCCAUCGAUAAUACGAUGCACGCCGCGAGCAGCGCAGUGGAUUCAAAAAUAAAAGAAGCUGAUCAGUUUAUCGAUGGAAAACGAGAACAAAUUGGAAAAACUGUAGCCGACGCCGCUGGAAAAAUUCACGGAGCUACAGAUAAUGCAGCUUCUGGUGCUCAAGGCCUUCUUGGAAAAGCAACUGCAGGCUUAUUUAAAUAGCUUGCUUAAUUUAUCUUGCUAAAUUUUAUGUCUAUUUUAAAUGAAAUAUGCAGAUUUGCUGAUAAUUAUAGCUCUCUGAGUUUGUCGGAGAAUGGAUUUAUUACAAGUCAAUGAAUGUGUGAUUUGAAGCUUCAAACUAAUAAUUUUUCAAACAAUAGCAUUACAAUAUCUUUUGGUGUUUUCAAUAGGUGUGAACACGAUUGCUAUAAUAUUGUUGAAUAUUUCAUUGCAUGUUCCAUGAAU